AGUUAAGAUGUUAGCUCUUGGUUUAUUUGCCCAGGGUCACAUGGAUAGUAAGUGUCUGAGGUAGGAUUUGAUAUCAAGUCUUCCUGACUUCACGUCCUGUACUCUUUGCACUGUAUCACCUACAGGUAGUGUACAUAUUAUUAUUUUCAUUUUGCAGAGAAUGAAACUGAGGCCCAUGAAGAUGUAUGUGGUUAGAUGGUGGUUUGUAUGGGAGUUUAAGUGAACUGAAAACUCAGUGUGAGGUUACAGUCUGAUUUGACAGCCAGAAGUGAGUUCAUUGAGAGGCAUAAUAUCCAGAAUUCAGUUUAAUUGAGAUCCAUGCAAUAAACAUUUAUUAAAUAUCUACUGUAUGCUGGAGGCUGGAGAUACAAAGACAUAAAAGGAUAUAGUUCUGCUCUAGUCAGUCCAUAUUUGUAGUAUUGUAUCCCUAAUAUUCUGGGGAUACUUUUUAGGAAAGACAUUGGCAUGUUGACCAAAGCUAGUCCUGGUGGCUUUUCCCUAAAGGUCAUAUUCCUAGCUCAUAUUCCUAGCACUCUAAGUACCUUACACUGAGAAAAUUACAAAUACUUGUAACAAGUGGGAGCACGUCCAAAGAAAGUGACUGUGGCCGUGAAGGCAUUAGAGGAAGGAACUGGGCAUGUUUGGCCUGGAAAAGAGAAGACUUGGGGUUGGUGGAAGGCCUGGCUUUGAGCAUACAAAGAGACAGCAUGAGAUGGUGGGUGGAAAGCUGGGAUUAAAUCCAAGAACACCAGCAUCAUUCAGAUCUAACCUCCAGUACUAGCUGUGUGAUCCUGGGUCAGUCAUCUCUCCUCUGUAUGCCCCGUGUAAUUCUCUGGUAAUUACUAAGUCCGAGGCUGCUGGGGCAGCAGUCUGAAUUGGCAGAGGCUCUUUGGUAAUGUUGCUCAGAUGAACCGGUCCUUUGUGUAUUUGUUUCACAUGAGAAAGGGAUUAGACUUGUUCUUUUUGGCCCUAGAUGACAGAAUGAGGCAGAGGGAGUAGAAGUCUCAGAGAGGCAGAUAUAGAUUCAAUGUAAGGAAAAAGUUCCUAAUAAUGAGAGCUGUUCAAAAGUAGCCUGGGCUGCCUUUAUUUGGAAGGUAAUAUAUUCCCCACAUGUAGAUCUUCAGUAGAGGCCAGGGGAUCAUUUACUAGAUGUGUGCUGGGGAGCCUUGUUCAGGAAUGGGUUGGACUAGAUGACCAUUUGGUCUGUGAUUCCCUAUGAAAGGGACUUGUCCCAGGUCACAUAGGGGUUCAUGAUAGAGCUGGAGCUGGCAUGCAGGCAUCUGACUCCCGGCUCAGGGCUCUUUCUCUUACACUCUUGCUUCUCCCCCCAAGGUCGUUCCCACCGCCUCGAGGCCAUGGAUGCACGAUUCACAAGGGGGAAGUCGGCCAUCCUGGAGCGGUCACUAGUGAGGCCCAAGACAGAGGUGAGCCUCAGUGCCUUCUCCCUGCUGUUCUCGGAGCUGGUUCAGUAUUGCCAGAAUCGUGUGUACUCCGUGGCGGAGCUGCAGGCACGGCUGGCAGAACUGGGUCAGCAGGUAGGCGCCCGAGUGCUGGAUGGCCUGGCCACUCGGGAGAAGGGUGGCCGACGGGAGACCCGGGUACUGGGUGCACUGCUCUUUGUCAAGGGUGCAGUGUGGCGAGCGCUCUUUGGCAAGGAGGCAGACAAGCUGGAACAAGCCAAUGAUGAUGACAAGACAUAUUACAUCAUCGAGCGUGAACCACUCAUCAACACCUACAUCUCUGUGCCCAAGGAGAACAGCACGCUUAAUUGUGCCAGCUUCACAGCAGGCGUAGUUGAAGCUGUGCUCACCCACAGUGGCUUCCCUGCCAAGGUCACUGCCCACUGGCACAAGGGUACCACCCUCAUGAUCAAGUUCGACGAGGCUGUCAUUGCCCGGGACCGGGCCCUGGAUGGCCGCUGAGCUGAGGACAGACUAGGGAAUGAGAGGGCCAGGCUCUUCUUUGUACCUUUGAGCCAUGGUCCUUUGUCCUCCUGGAUUGUUCCCAUUGCCAGAUGAGCAACCUUCCCCUGCCCGAAGCCUUUCUACCAUGAUGUGAACCCUCAGCACUUCUCCUGGCUCUUGACUCUCUCUGCGUUCAGUCACCAGACCUUGUCUGUCUGUAGUUUCUGGUGUCGGGGAGUCUAUUUCCUGGCGUGCUCAGGGACGAGGGGCUCAGGCUCUAGGCUUGAUCAGGCUAACCUCCAUGGUCUGGGUUUGGCCUGUUUUUUUAUUUUUUUAUUUUGUUUCUGUGUCAUCUCCUGGAUGGUUUGGGGAUGAGUGGGGGUGGGAAGCGGGGAGGGUCCAGUUCCUUUCACCUGGAUUUUCUUACCCCUUGACUCUUCUUUGCCUGUUUUCUUGGGGAACUCGUUUAGGGGCUUCUGUACAUUAUCAGUUGAGGAGGAAUCAGUUGGUGAGACUAGCCAGGGAAGACAGGAAAUUUCCCUUGAAGAAAUUCUGCAGUCUUCUCGCCUGGACCCUCAUGUCUUCUCUAGAAGUAACGUCUAGGGGAUAUCUGUUUGGAGGUCCCCAUGGCUCCAUAUCUGCUUCCUAGAGAAGGGGAAGUCCCAGAUGAUUCUAUCCCAUGACACACUGGCUGGGCACUAGAAACUGAGCAGUUCCAGUGGUUCCUACUCCUGCUUGAGUAGGGAUAAUACCCUUGAUCAGACCCCAGCCUGGCCUUUUAGGAACUAUUAUACAGUCAGAGGCAGAAGGUUUGGGUUUCCAUCCUAGUUCUAGGGAAAGAGUAUGGUCAAACGUUUAAUCCCUGUCUCGCCUCAGGAUUCUUCUGUCCUUUUCAGUUCCUGCCCCUUUCCCCCUCACCCAUCUGAGUCUUGGGUGAUAGUUCAGUGCUCAUAAUUUCUUUUGGAGCUCUGAGGACAGUGAAUUGCUGCUAGAACAAUGUGAUAUACAUUAAAGCUAAGUGUUCCUGGAGAUAA
Molecule: messenger RNA, 2938 nt
Organism: Vombatus ursinus (common wombat)
Lineage: Eukaryota; Metazoa; Chordata; Mammalia; Diprotodontia; Vombatidae
Gene: TRAPPC5
Product: trafficking protein particle complex 5
Exons: 1
Coding region: 1251-1922 (223 amino acids)
Biological process (GO): endoplasmic reticulum to Golgi vesicle-mediated transport
Cellular component (GO): TRAPPIII protein complex; TRAPPI protein complex; TRAPPII protein complex
Source: RefSeq, a predicted model, not a curated record